Fusarium vanettenii 77-13-4 is the source of this 1548-nucleotide messenger RNA. RefSeq lists its product as uncharacterized. NCBI's taxonomy places the organism in Eukaryota, Fungi, Ascomycota, Sordariomycetes, Hypocreales, Nectriaceae. Gene Ontology annotation, molecular function: transmembrane transporter activity. Gene Ontology annotation, biological process: transmembrane transport. The transcript is spliced from 4 exons. The coding region runs from base 1 to 1548 and encodes 515 amino acids. The record is from RefSeq and is a predicted model, not a curated record.
AUGCCCUCGAACCCAGACACGCUGCAGGGCGAGCGCAAAGCCUACGGCUCGUUCAACGACGACGAUGCGAGAAGGGAUAGUCUUGCCGAUACCACCGACGAUGAGGGAAUCAUUCCCAAGGACGCGCUGGACCCUGUGUACGAGGCCAAAGCUCGGGUACUGAACCGUGCAUGGGAAUUAUUCGUCGUCAUCGGAUUUGGAUGGGCAAGCGAUAAUCUGUGGCCCAUUGUCACGUCGCUCAUCUUUACCCCAAUCGCCAAUGAAUUCAGCCCAGAUCGACCCCCGUACUUGACCCUGGCACAGAACAUUGGACUCUUAGCAGGGGCCAUGUUCUGGGGAUUCGGCUGUGACAUUUUCGGUCGAAGAUGGGCUUUUAACCUCACCCUCGGGCUCACCGCCGUCUGGGGCCUCGUCGCCGCCAGCGCCCCAAACUUUGCAGCCAUCGGCAUCUUCGACGCCCUGUGGUCCUUCGGCGUCGGCGGGAAUCUGCCAGUCGACUCAGCCAUAUUUCUCGAGUUCCUCCCCGGGUCGCACCAGUACCUCCUCACCAUCCUAUCCAUAGACUGGGCCAUCGCACAGGUCAUUGGCACGCUGAUCGCGUGGCCUCUGCUAGGCAACCUCACGUGUCAGCAAGAUGAGACGUGCACACGACAGAAAAACAUGGGGUGGCGAUACUUUGUCAUCACCGUCGGUGGGCUGACUCUUCUCAUGUUUCUUGCUCGGUUUUUACUCUUCAAGAUUUAUGAGUCGCCCAAGUACUUGAUGAGCAAGGGGCGUGAUGAGGAAGCUGUAAGGGUCGUGCACAAGGUUGCCAAGAAGAAUGGCAAGACUUCGACGCUGACUUUGGAGGAUCUCAAGGCUUGUGAACCUGAUGGGUAUGUUGCGCGGACCGAUGCCGGGGCUGCGUUGAAGAGGAAUCUUCAAAAGGUCAACUUUAGCAACAUCCGGGCCUUAUUCGUCACCAAGAAGCUGGCUCUCAGCACCAGCCUUAUCAUGGCCGUUUGGGGCCUCAUCGGCCUUGGAUAUCCGCUCUACAACGCCUUCAUUCCUUAUAUCCAGGCCACUCGAGGAGCAGAUUUUGGAGACGGCAGCACAUAUCUCACCUACCGCAACAGUCUGAUCAUUGCCGUCCUCGGUGUGCCCGGUGCACUUCUUGGAGGUUGGUUGGUUGAGCUGCCUCGCAUGGGACGAAAGGGGACAUUAUCGCUGAGCACGGUUCUCACGGGCGUGUUCCUCUACUGUUCAACGACAUCCUUGAGCAGCGCAUCUCUACUAGGAUGGCAGUGCGCCUUUAAUUUCUUUAGCAACAUCAUGUACGCCGUCCUGUACGGUUUCACACCCGAACUAUUCCCUACACCUCAGAGAGGAACCGGCAAUGCGUUGGCAGCAAGCUGCAACAGAGUAUUCGGUAUUAUGGCACCCAUCAUUGCGAUUUUUGCCAACCUCGAGACAUCAGCACCCGUCUACACCAGUGGUGCUCUCUUUAUCGCUGCUGGACUACUGGUACUCAUCCUGCCUUUCGAGUCCAGGGGAAAGGCUGCACUAUAA